Molecule: messenger RNA, 1252 nt
Organism: Salvelinus sp. IW2-2015
Lineage: Eukaryota; Metazoa; Chordata; Actinopteri; Salmoniformes; Salmonidae
Gene: ufm1
Product: ubiquitin-fold modifier 1
Biological process (GO): protein K69-linked ufmylation
Cellular component (GO): cytoplasm; nucleus
Source: RefSeq, a predicted model, not a curated record
AUUCGGCGAGGCUGCUAAAAUCAUAUCAAACUGAUGACGUGUCCACGGAGUCCUUCUGACUUCCGGGUCUACGUUAACGGUGUGCAGUAGAGACCACAGUCACCAAGAAAAUGUCUAAAGUCACGUUUAAAAUCACUCUGACGUCGGAUCCCCGGCUACCCUACAAAGUACUCAGUGUCCCAGAGAGCACGCCGUUUACAGCCGUGUUGAAGUUUGCAGCAGAGGAGACGGUAUCGGCAUCAACCCAGCUCAGACAGCAGGGAACGUGUUCCUGAAGCACGGUUCAGAGCUGCGCAUCAUUCCCAGAGACAGAGUGGGAGGAAGGGGAGUAGGAACAGACCCAUCUUCCUCAUCCUCCUCCUUGAAGACCCAAUGACUCAGACACACACCGGCUGAAUCAUGUUUCACUUCUGACCUGCGGAACACUCAGUGUGUGUGUGUGUGUGUGAGUGUCAGUGUGUUUGUGUAUAUAUUUUCUAGACCUGAAAUUACUACACACACACACACACACACACACACCUACACAAAGACACACUGCAGCAGCAAGCUUAAUUUUGUCUAUACUGUCUGCACUAUCCAAAUGCAGAGUCACCCCAGGCUGCCCAUAGAUAUCCUCACACUGAAGUAAUUGAUUACACACAGACACACACACACACACGCACUCUGGCGGCUUCAAGAGAAGUACUCGGCGGAAGCUUAGCAGACAAUGUGCUUUGAGUUUGUGAACAGUUGAGGUUUUGUGUACCUAUUUUAGUUGUAAUGGUAAAUGGCUAAUAUAUCUGCCUCCUUUUUUGUCCAACAUCUGCAGGCAUAUUUAGGUAUGUAUGUGCUUGCUUYUUGAAGAGGACUGCAUUAAUGUGGGUUUGCACUACACAUUCAAAUUAUUUAGCUUAUUCAGCAUGCCUUCAGAGAGCAAUGUUUAAUAAAUUAUGCUUGUUCAAAGAAGCUGUCUGUGUUUUACAUCUGAGGUUGUCUUGUCUAGCAUCCUUUUCUAGAGACAAAUACUGUCCAAGCAAGGAUCCAUAACUUACAAUGCAGAUCUUUCUGGAAUAUAUAUUAAUGUAGGUAGCUUUAAUAUAUUACAUUUCCCAUUCUAGCMGAGAUCAUUUUGUAAUGCCAUUAUUUCGAGUCUGGUUUGGGGCGUUAAGGAAAACCCAUUGAUGGUUUUUCAAUAUUCGCUGGACUUGGGAUUUUCUGUCUGUACCCUCAGAAUUGACUUGCCAGGUUAAAUAAAGGUUCAAUAUAAAAUAUA